AUGUCAGAUAUAGCCAAACGAAAAAAGCGAAAUGGAGUUGAAUAUUUGGAACGGCCCGUCAAAUCGGAGAACGACAAGAAAGAAUAUAGAGUCAUCAGAUUACCAAACGGUUUCACAGCGUUGCUAAUAUCCAAUGAACAUUCAAAAACGAGCGCUACCCAAUAUCCAAAUGAAGAAGAUGAAGAGGCACACUGUAGCUUAUGUGUGGGGGCAGGCCGUUUCAGCAAUUCAUUGGAAAAUCCAGGCAUAGCAUACUACUUUGAGAAAUUAUUAGAUUAUAUGGGAUCCGAAAAAUAUUUUCAAGAUAGUAACUCUGAUAUUAGUUUUGAUGCAUUUACGAGCAAGUGUGGUGGCUUUACUUAUGCCUUAACGGAUUGCGAGAAUACAACGUUUUAUUUUCGAAUCCAAACCAAAUACUUGUUAUCAGCUCUUGAUCAUUUUGCUGCAAUUUUAAUUAAACCCUUAAAGAAAGAUAACUUUAAUCUAUGGCGAGCGGACGUAGAAUCAGAGCGACGAAUUCCUUCGUCAUCUUACAGGAAUAGAAUGGAACAAUUGUUAUCCUCUUUUGCGCGAACUGGUCAUCCAGCUUGUAAGUUUCCUAAAGACAAUUUUAUAACAUCACAAGAUAAUGUGGAUGACAACAAAUUGUACGAAGAACUGGUUAAAUUCAAGAGACGCCAUUACAGUGCUCACAGAAUAAAGCUUGUUGUACAGGCAAGUUUACCAUUGGAUACAAUGGAAAAUAAUGUUAGUAUGUGCUUUUCUGACGUACUAAAUAAUGGGUUGCCCCCUGACGAUUUUACCCAAUUUAAAAACGAUUAUUUUUUUGAUACUCCAGCUUUCCAACAAAUGUAUAAAGUUAGCUAUAGCCAUACUUUCAACCGGCUACAAGUAACGUGGCCAAUGCCCUCGCUUUUCGAUUUCUACAAAAGUAAACCGCAUCAAUAUAUCUCCUGGAUUAUAGAGCAUAAAGGGAAAGGGUCCUUAACUAGUUAUUUACGCAAAAAAUGGAAUUGUGAAGUAACAAUGUAUAAUAACAGCUUCAUGCCAGCUUCAUGCCAUUACAAUUUCAUGCAUACCUCCAUGUACACGUUACUAAAUCUUACGGUAAUCCUCUCCUAUGAGGGAUUACAACAUUUGGAGGAAAUCUUAAAUGCAAUUUUUUCCUUUAUCAAUUUAUUAAAAGAAACAGGUCCGCAGAAAAGAAUUUACGACGAGCUUCGCAAGAUUAGGGAAAAUAAUUUUAGAUUUUCCGAAGAAGAUGUUGCAGAGUUCAAUGUAAUAGAUUUGUCUAGAAGUAUGCAUUUCUAUCCGUCGCGCGAUUAUAUAACUGGAAAUAAGCUUCAUUUCGAGUACAAUGCAAAAGAUAUACAACAAUGUUUGAAUUAUUUGACUCCAGAAGCCGCGAAUAUUAUGAUUUUUACCAAUAAGGAUUUUGAAUUAAAUGAAGUAAAAGAAUGGUCGAAAACGAAGUAUACAGACGUCGAAAAAUCAAUUGUACCGCAGGAAUGGGUCGAACAUUGGAAAUCCAUUGAGGCACCGCUAGAUAUUCAUUUACCAUUACCAAACACAUUCCUUCCCAGCGACUACUCUUUAAUGUCAGUACCGGCAGCUGUUCCAAAAUAUCCUAAACAAUUGAUCAGUGAUAGUACAGCGGAGAUUUGGUAUCACCCAUAUUCCAAGAUUCGUUUGCCAAAAUGCUAUAUGUAUUUCCAUUUAAUUUCCUCUCUGGGGCUUUUGUCGCCAAAGAAUGCAGCUCUUAUGGAUAUGUACUGUGAUGUAUUAUCAUUUCUGUUGAUCGAAAAAUUAUAUCCAGCCACAGCAGCUGGAAUUAAUUAUGAGAUCAGUGUCACUGAAAAGGGUAUUACAUUAAAAAUAUACGGAUUUAACGACAAAAUGCCAUUCUUGUUGAAAACUAUUGAGGAAUACAUGGUAGCCUAUCCAAUGCUUGUUACGAGAGAUUUAUUUGAAAUCGUCAGAGUGCGACGGCUGGAGAAAUAUUACGACGAAUUUACAAAUUCUGCGAAACUUGUCAGCGAAGUAAGAUUAUCGAUACUGAAGGUCAUCCAUUAUACGCACGUUGAUAUGCAUGCUGCUCUUCGUGAAAUUAAUUUUGGAGAAUUUACAGACUUUGUGAAAUCAUUUACUCAACAUUUAUAUAUUCAGUGUCUCAUACAAAGCAACAUAACGGAACUUGAUGUAAUCAAGAAUGUAGGGCAAUUUCUUAAAAAUAUUAAAUGCCGUCCCUUGAUCAAUAAUGCGUUCCAACAAAUGAGAGUGACUCGGAUACCCUUGGGCCUAAACUAUUGCAAGUUAAAAAUUAUCGACAAAUCUAAUUCAUCUAAUUCGAAAUCGGUAGUGACAAAUUAUUAUCAAGCUGAUGUCACAUCGUUUGAAUUAUCGAUGUUGAUCGAACUGAUGAUCUUUAUAAUGCAAGAUUCGUUAUUUUUUGAGCCUGACGGAGAGUUUGAACACAUUUUGUACGACAAUGGAAAUGUCAAUGGGAUUUUAGGAUAUUACAUUACCGUUUGUACUCGGACAGAUAAAUACUCAACCGAGUACAUAGAUCAAAGUAUAGAAAAAUGUCUCACAUCGUUUAAGGAGAUUUUGGAGAAAUUAUCGGAAGAAGACUUUGAUAAUUAUAAGGAAAGCAUAAAGAAAGCAUGGCAUACAUGCGAUGUUAAACACGAAGUUGACAGAAACUGGAACGAAAUCACGAAGUUCGAAUACAUGUUUGAUAGAUUCGAGAAGAAAAAGCUCGCACUAGAAGACCUAAAAGUCGAUGAGUUAAGAAAAUGGUUUGAUGAGCACACACUAAACGGAUACAGUUUUAGAAAAUUGAGUAUACAUAUGGCAGGUACUGCUCCGAAGAAAGAAGAAGUCAACGAAGCAAAUUAUAACGCAAAGGAUAACGAGAAAAUACAACACUUUGCUUUGAAUUACGUGAUCAACGAUGAGCAGUAUUGGAACAUAGAAGAUUACAAGAAAAAACUUUACAUCUAUCCAAUGAACGAGGGAUCCUCUCAAAGCGCUAAAUAA
Mycetomoellerius zeteki is the source of this 3039-nucleotide messenger RNA. Its product is annotated as nardilysin-like. Lineage: Eukaryota; Metazoa; Arthropoda; Insecta; Hymenoptera; Formicidae. Bases 1 to 3039 code for a protein of 1012 amino acids. Gene Ontology annotation, molecular function: metal ion binding. The record is from RefSeq and is a predicted model, not a curated record. The transcript is spliced from 12 exons.